Molecule: messenger RNA, 1932 nt
Organism: Theobroma umbraticum
Lineage: Eukaryota; Viridiplantae; Streptophyta; Magnoliopsida; Malvales; Malvaceae
Product: ROP-interactive CRIB motif-containing protein 7
Molecular function (GO): protein binding
Source: RefSeq, a predicted model, not a curated record
UGUAGAUGGGUUGGUCAGAGGGUCAGAGCUAGGUCGUCUUGGCAGAGCCAGUCUCGGUCUACGCUACAGUCCAAGGAAUGUCCAUUGGGGUAAAUUCACAAUAUCUGCACACCACAACCAAGCGCCAGCACAGCAGAACAAAAUCACCCACUCUUUGCUUUGGUCCUCCCACCCUAACACUUCCCACAACAGAAUAGCAGUACUGUGGUUUUCUCUUCUCUUUUCGCUCUCAAGAUAACCCACUAAGCCAAGAAGAAAAUGGCUGUUCUUUCUACUUCUUGUUUUCCCAUUUUCAAGCUCAUCUUUUUCUUCACUCUCAUGUCCGCUGCAGUUACUAUGUCAUUGCAACAGGAGCAACCUGUCCUCAACUCGGUUGAGCAGGACUCAGUUUAUCAAGUUCUCUCCUCCAUCAACUCAGCCAUCCCCUGGCGGACUCUCUUCCCUGACGACCUCUGCUCCUACCCUCCACAUGGCGUCGUCUGUGAUUAUUUUACGGACCCCACCACAAGCAACAUUACGGUUCACAUCACAGAACUGAGUUUCGGCUAUGUUUCGGAUUAUACACCGAACCCUGCUUGCUCUCAAAACUCCACUUUCAACCCUCUCCUCUUCACAUCCUUCAAACAUCUCCGCAAGCUGUUCUUCUACCAAUGCUUCACUGGAACCCAAGUUUUUGUCCCUGAGAUUCCGAUAAGCUUCGGGUCCUCUCUUGAAGAGCUUGUCUUUAUAAAUAACCCAGCUUUUGUUGGUCCUCUCAGCGGCAUUAUCCGUAAUUUCACAAGUUUGAGGAGGGUGGUUUUGAUUGGAAAUGGAAUUUAUGGGAGUAUCCCAGAUGGGAUGGGUGAUUUAAUAAACGUUGAAGAGAUUGCACUGUCAAGAAACAAGCUUAGUGGACAGGUUUCUGUUAGUUUAGCUAAGUUGAAGAAGCUGAAAGUUCUUGACUUAAGUGGCAAUGGCUUUGAUGGAAAUGUCCCUUGUUCAGUUGGCAAUCUCACUCAGCUUUUGAAGCUAGACUUGAGUUCAAAUGCUUUUUCUGGUAAAAUCCCAGGGAGCUUGAGUAACUUACAAUGUUUGGAGUUCUUGGAUUUGAGUUUUAACCGUUUUGGUAACUAUGGGGUUCCUUUGUUCCUUGCUGAAAUGCCCAGAUUAAAGGAGGUGUAUUUGAGUGGAAAUUUACUUGGAGGGGAUAUACCAGAAAUAUGGGAGAAACUAGGGGGUAUUUUGGGGAUAGGAUUUUCUGGUAUGGGACUGGUAGGGGGUAUUCCAGCUUCCAUGGGGGUGCAUUUGAGAAACUUGUGUUAUUUAGGACUUGAUAAUAACAAGCUCGAAGGGAAAGUGCCUGAGGAGUUUGGGUUCUUGGAGUUCGUUAGUGAAAUCAAUUUAGAAAACAACAAUCUGAGUGGGAGAGUUCCUUUCUCUGCUAAAUUUACUGCUAAGGUUGGUGAAAAGUUGAGGUUAAAAGGUAAUUCGGAACUCUGUGUUGAUGAGAAAUUGAGCCGUGGUAAAAGCAUUGGCAGCAGCGUGAGGGAAUUGAAGAAAUGCAGCAAACCAGACAUUCCCAAUCCUGUCCUCUUCAUUGGGGGUUCUCAUCAUUCAGGGCUGCUAUCAUCUUGCUUUCAUGUUUUGUUGCUGUUUUGGGGAGUCUUGGCACUUCUGCUUUGAUAUGUUUAUCAUCAAAGAGCAUGGAAAAACACUGACAGAUUUUACACAAACCAGUUAUACUGACUUGAAUUAAUAGGGACUUUUGGGAUUUGUUGGCACUGUAGCGCGGUGGGUAAAAUUAUGUAAUUACUAGUUUGUUUGUUUUGGUCAUGAAUCAAUGACAAUGAACAGAUAGGUAAACUUAUUCGGUUGCCAAGUAUCCACUUCCUUUUUGUUCGUUAUAUAUUUUUUUAUAUAAUUUUGCAGAUUUUGGAGUCUCUUAUGGUGAAG